CGCCACCAUUGACAUCUUACGCCCUACAGCAUAACAGUCAAAACAACGUGUAGAGCGCUUGAUAUAUUGAUGCUCGUAUGUCGGCCUUGAAUAUUCAGUAGACAAAUUCUGCCUUGGAACCAGCAACCACUAGCCAAUCCACCAUGUAUCUUCGAGCCGUUCAUGCAGAGAAAGACAUUGCUAGACUACAGCAAUUCAUACGCGCCAACUCGCUAGGCAUCUUUACCACAGCCAUUGACUCCAAGUCGUUUCCUUUUCUUCAAUCGAGUCACAUUCCUUUCGUUUUGGAUAUCGAAAACACAGCAGAUCAGGUCCAUCUUGGCGUUCUCCGUGGACAUAUCGCUCGAGCGAAUCCGCAAGCUAAAGCUCUGAUCGAACACAUCCAAUCUCAAAAUGAGGACGAGAAGAUCGACACAGUUCAGACUAUAUCACGCGAUGUUAUGAUCCUCUUUAACGGUCCUGCACACCACUAUGUCACACCCAAGUUCUACAAAGAGACAAAGCCAGCAAGCGGGAAAGUGGUUCCUACGUGGAAUUACUCAGCGGUACAAGUUUACGGUCGUGCUUCCGUGUUUUACGACACCAAAGCCGCCUCUACGGGUCAAUUCCUCGACAAACAGAUUAGGGACCUGUCCCAUCAGUCAGAAAGAGACAUCAUGGGCUACGAGAAGCCGUGGCAGGUGGAAGAUGCGCCUACUUCGUACAUCGACAUACUGAAGAAAGCGAUUAUCGGCAUCCAGAUCGAGAUAACGGAUAUUGGUGGCAAGUACAAAAUGAGUCAAGAGAUGGGUGCGGGUGAUCAGCAGGGUGUCAUAGAUGGUUUUAAGGCCCUGGGGUCGGAUGUUGGAGCUGAGAUAGCAAAGACUGUAGAGCAAAGGGGAAAACUCGGAAGCUCUUAGCUACAAUCUAUGAGAAGAGCUUUGAGAGUACCCGGAAUAAGAGCGUAUACUGCUGCACUUCGUGUUCUUGUACUUGUACUUAGGCAAUGUUCGUAGCCUCAUCAUCUAUACAGGAGUGGUCUGACUGGCU
Molecule: messenger RNA, 1029 nt
Organism: Alternaria alternata
Lineage: Eukaryota; Fungi; Ascomycota; Dothideomycetes; Pleosporales; Pleosporaceae
Product: negative transcriptional regulator
Exons: 1
Coding region: 144-899 (251 amino acids)
Source: RefSeq, a predicted model, not a curated record